This is a messenger RNA of Diospyros lotus (date-plum), 1345 nucleotides long. RefSeq names its product increased DNA methylation 1-like. The transcript has 6 exons. Bases 128 to 1345 code for a protein of 405 amino acids. Gene Ontology annotation, biological process: negative regulation of DNA-templated transcription. Lineage: Eukaryota; Viridiplantae; Streptophyta; Magnoliopsida; Ericales; Ebenaceae. Gene Ontology annotation, molecular function: transcription corepressor activity. The record is from RefSeq and is a predicted model, not a curated record.
CCCUUAGUAGAGCAGAGUUGAACUUUGGGGAGCCUGAUAGUGCCAUUGAAAGUUGUGUCAGGACAUUAGCUAUCAAGAUCUUGUCACAUAUAUAAUCCGGAUUCCUUGAAGCGCAUCAAGGUUCAAGAUGGAUGGUGAAUCAGCCAAGGAAGAAAAUGCCGUUGACAACUCAAUUUCAAGUAGUUCCGGCGGUCAGCAUGCUCAUGAACCACAAGGCAACAGGGACAAUGAGUUUGGAAGUGGUUCAGCAAUUCGACGAAGACCUGGCCGGCCUCGAAAGAGAAGAGAUAGCAUCUCUUCUCGACGUCCUACACGUAAAGGUAGGAAUAUACAGAACAAGAGGUGUCGCUUGGAGAAAACAGAAGGAACCAUAUUGUCAUGGUUGAUAGACGUCAAAAUGGUCAAUGAAAACCAGACAGUUUAUUACAUGGAUGGAACUAGCAAGAAGGAAAUAAAAGAAGGGGCUAUUCAACGGGACGGAAUACUGUGUGCAUGUUGCAGCAAGGUCUUCAAUGUACUAGACUUUGAGCGUCAUGCGGGUGGUGAGCUGCACCAACCUUACAAGAACAUCGUCACGGAUGAAUCAACACGUUCCAUCUUAUCCUUUAUGAAAGAAGCUUGGGACAGGAUCGAGGAAGCUGGAAUUCAGACACCAGAAGAUAUCAUGCCCAAAAGAAAUGCUGCUGCAGCUGCUAAUGAUGAUGGAUAUGACGAUGCUUGCAUAAUAUGUGCGGAUGGGGGAAAUUUGAUUUGCUGCAAACUAUGUUCUUCAACUUAUCAUGGUGACUGCAUGGAGGUGAAACCUGAAGAUGAUUGGUUGUGCGCUUAUUGUGUCUGUAAAUUUUGUGCAGAACCAUGCAAAACCGACGAUUAUCUAAUCUGUUGUUUUCAAUGCGAGAGGAGAUAUCACUGGGAAUGCUUCCAAGAGAAGAAUCCAGAACCAAUCAAUCUCAAUAGUCCUAGCACCCCAUUUUGUGAACAAAAUUGCAAAGAGGUUUAUCGGAAAUUGGAGAAGAUGUUGGGAGUGAAACAUGAACUUAGUGAAGGAUUCUCCUGGACUCUACUUCGACGAAUGGAUCCAGACUUUGGUGUCUCUUUAAGUGAUUCUUAUCAAAUUACUGAGUGCCACUCCAAGCUCACAAUUGCAAAGUAUUUAAUUGAGGAAUGUUUUGAUCCCAUAAUAGACCGCUAUACCCAAAUCAACACAGUUCACAAUGUUGUGUAUAAUUGCAAGUCAACUUAUAAUCGGGUCAACUUUAGGGGGUUCUAUGCUGUUAUCCUGGAAAAGGGAGAUGAAGUCAUCACAGCAGCAACUUUGAGGUAUAAAAUAGAAAUAAUUAUCUAG